AUGGUGUUUCCCUGGCAAUCACAGAAUAAUGUCAUUCAUCCCGGAACAUCGAGCCGAUUACUUGUGGCUUCUACAUUUCUUCUUUGGACAUUCGCCUUUGGAACCAGAUGCUGUGAUGCAACCGCUACCGAUAUUGCUCUCGAUGCCAAGGCAACAUUGACUCACAGAAUUGACAGUCUAAAUCUUUUGGUUUACACCUUCCUGCUUACCUUGACUGUUCUAACGAUAUGGCUCUUCAAACACCAUCGAGUUUCCUGGCUCCACGAGACAGGCCUUGCUGUGAUAUAUGGACUUAUUGUUGGAGCCGCUAUACGAUAUUCGGGUUCAUCAACGCCAUUAGUACACUUGGAAGUUGAGCCGGAACGAAAUACAACUUUCAAUCAAACAUUGCCGCCGGAUACCCUGUGGUUAAAAUUUCCAGGAAAGUUAACUCCAAAUGGCAGUGAUCCCAUUGAAAAUAAAACCUAUGCCUACACUUUCCGAAGCCAAGUUUACGAUGUAGUUGAAAAUGAAAUAGAUUUAAAAGCUACAUUUGAUCCUGAAAUAUUUUUCAAUAUCAUUUUACCACCAAUAAUAUUUCAUGCUGGCUACAGUUUAAAAAAGAAAUAUUUUUUCCGCAAUUUGGGUGCAAUUCUAACAUUUGCUAUACUCGGUACAACAUUAUCGGCCUUCCUAAUCGGUGCCCUUAUGUACGGUUUUGUGAAACUGAUGCCAACAUACUUGAGUAGCAGUUUCACAUUUCUGGACACGCUGUAUUUCGGAGCGCUGAUAUCACCAACAGAUCCACUAACAAUUCUGGCGAUUUUUCACGACUUGAACGUUGAUGUGAACUUGUAUGCAUUGGUGUUUGGUGAAUCUGUUUUAAAUGAUGCGGUUGCCAUUGUGUUGAGUGGAGCCAUUCAAAAUUAUGGAGAGCAUUACUCCAGUACUGGAGAAUUUGAAACGUAUGCCUUCUUUAGGGCUUUAAGCGACUUUUUUGGUAUAUUCAUGCUGUCAUUACUUAUCGGAGCACUAAUGGGCUGUUUUACAGCAUUGUUGACCAAAUUUACUCGGGUUCGAGAUUUUCCCCUGCUGGAGUCUGCGCUUUUUGUUCUGAUGUCAUACAGUACCUUCUUAAUAGCAGAGGCAUCCGAACUCACUGGUGUUGUUGCUGUCUUGUUCUGUGGGAUAUGCCAGGCUCAUUACACAUUCAAUAAUUUAUCUGAAAAUUCCCGGACGCGCACUAAGGAAAUAUUUGAACUUUUAAAUUUUCUGGCGGAGAAUUUCAUAUUUUCCUACAUUGGAGUGUCCAUGUUUACAUUUCCUAAACACCAUUUCGAUGCCGUUUUCAUUAUAACUGGAUUUAUAUGUGCGGCCAUUGGUAGAGCUGUGAACAUUUAUCCUUUGUCAUGGCUAUUAAAUUUAAAUCGCAAACCAAAAAUUUCCACAAAUUUCCAGCAUAUGUUAUUUUUUGCCGGUUUACGAGGUGCUAUGUCCUUUGCGCUGGCUAUACGCAACACAUUAUCAGAGGCUAGACAGACGAUGUUGACAGCAACAUCUCUAAUUGUAAUUUUCACAGUUGUCAUUCAAGGUGGCGCUGCAAACUUUUUCCUCAAUUGGCUUCAAAUACCAGUGGGUGUUGAUGAAGAAAUUGAACAGUUGAAUAACUAUCAUGUGCGCAGUGUGACAUCAGAAGAUAAUGCUGGCAACACCAAACGUAAUGAAAAAGCCGUUCUUGCCAGAUUGUGGGGUAGCUUUGACACUAAGUAUAUGAAACCACUGUUGACACACUCUAGACCUACAUUGUUGGAAACGUUGCCAGUUUGUUGUAAUCCUGUAGCUCGUCUAUUGACAACGACUGAGCAGCUAACACAGGAUGGUGAUUUGCGGCGUACAGACUCAGAUUCGGACAUAUGCAUAGAUGAUAGUGAUUUAAGCCGAAAUCGAAGUGGAAGCGGUGGUGGUGGUUCUACUACCAUGUGUUCGGGAGAUCCACGUCGCAACUCCAUCAAUCGUGUAAGUAUAAAGUUUGUGGCAAAUAAUCGUAGUACAUUUGCUAGUUACAGGAACUGUGAUUAA
Molecule: messenger RNA, 2058 nt
Organism: Musca vetustissima
Lineage: Eukaryota; Metazoa; Arthropoda; Insecta; Diptera; Muscidae
Gene: Nhe3
Product: sodium/hydrogen exchanger 6
Exons: 13
Coding region: 1-2058 (685 amino acids)
Biological process (GO): proton transmembrane transport; regulation of pH; sodium ion transport
Cellular component (GO): membrane; recycling endosome
Molecular function (GO): sodium:proton antiporter activity
Source: RefSeq, a predicted model, not a curated record